Molecule: messenger RNA, 1737 nt
Organism: Loxodonta africana (African savanna elephant)
Lineage: Eukaryota; Metazoa; Chordata; Mammalia; Proboscidea; Elephantidae
Product: cytochrome P450 2B11-like
Biological process (GO): xenobiotic metabolic process; epoxygenase P450 pathway
Cellular component (GO): cytoplasm; intracellular membrane-bounded organelle
Molecular function (GO): oxidoreductase activity, acting on paired donors, with incorporation or reduction of molecular oxygen, reduced flavin or flavoprotein as one donor, and incorporation of one atom of oxygen; arachidonate epoxygenase activity; iron ion binding
Source: RefSeq, a predicted model, not a curated record
UCUCCCCCAAACCACGGGAACAAAACAACAAACUGGGCAGCCUGCCUUUAAGAGGCAUGGAAGGCAGGCAUGUUGAGGACCAUGGUGCUCUCCAUUUUCUUGCUCCUCUUAAUUCUCACUGGCCUUCUGUUACUCUGGGCCUGGGAACGCCCCACCUCCAGGAGCCACCUCCCACCUGGACCCCCGCCACUGCCCUUCCUGGGGAACAUUUUACUAGUAGGCCACAAAGUCCUUCUCAAGUCCUUCCAGAAGCUGCGGGAGAAAUAUGGGGGUGUGUUCACCCUCUACUUGUGGCCUCGGCCAGCUGUCAUCCUGUUCGGGUUUGAGGCAAUUUGGGAGGCCCUGGUGGACGAGGCCAAGGCUUUCUUAGGCUGAGGGCAUAUCUCCAUCCUUGAACCCAUCUUCCAGGAAACAGGUGAGAUGGCCUUCGCCAAUGGAAAGCCUUGGAAAGUCCUUCAACUAUUCUCUGUGGCUACCAUGAAGGACUUUGGGAUGGGGAUACAGAGCAUCGAGAAGCAGAUCAGGGAGGAGGCAAAGUGUCUGGUAGAGGAGCUGCAGAAGACCCAGGGUGAGGGCCUAUCUGGACCCACUGUCCUCUUUCACUCCAUCACAGCCAACAUCAUCUGUUCCAUCAUCUUUGGUGAGCGCUUUCAUUACCAGGACCCCAAGUUCUUACGACUGCUACAUUUAUUGAGCAAUGCCUUUGCCCUCCUCAGCUCUUUCUACAGCCAGGUGUUUGAGCUCUUCUCUGCCAUUUUGAAACACUUUCCUGGCACCCACAAACUUUUGUACAGCAUCAUUGAAGAACUGAAUGAUUUUAUCACAGAGAACAUCAAGAAGAACCAGAAAUCCCUGGGCCUCAGUCCCCCCCAUGACUUCAUUGAUUCCUUCUUGCUCUGCAUGGACAAGGAAUGCUCCAUUCUUAAGAGUGAGUUCCACCAUAAGAAUCUCGUCCACACCGUCCUCUCACUCUUCUUAGCUGGCACUGAGACCUGCAGCACCACCCUGUGCCAUGGGCUUCUACUCCUUGUCAAGAACCCUGACGUCUUAGAGAAGGUCCACGCAGAGAUCAACAGGGUGCUUGGCCCACACUGCCUCCCAGCCCUUGAAGACAGGGACAAAAUUUCUUACACAAAUGCCGUCAUCCAUGAGAUUCACAGAUACAGUGACCUCACCCCCAUUGGCAUCUACCACUGUGUCCUCAGGGACACCCAUUUCCCUAAGGGCACUACCACGUACGCUGUCAUGAGUUCCGUCCUCCCUGACCAAAGGCACUUUGAGAAACCAGACGCCUUCCACCCUGGCCACUUCCUGGAUGGGGACGGCAACUUCAGGAAGCAGGAAUCCUUCAUCCCAUUCUCUGUGGGUAAGCUCUGUCCUUCCCCACAAGGAACAAGCUUAGAGCAGCUGGCCCCUGAGCGCUCAGUCUCCGGGCCCCUGGGGCCUCUGGGCUGUGCAUCCUCACCCCCAGCCCCUUUUCUACACACCAUGCUGGACUUGGAGGAAUUUGUACCCCCUGUGCCCCCACCACCCUACUAUCCCCUGGAGUAUACCUGCAGCUCAGAAACAGAUGCACAGAGCAUCACCUACAAUGGAUCCAUGGACAGCCCAGCGCCCUUGUACCCUACUGAUUGCCCGCCUUCCUAUGAGGCUGUCAUGGGGUUACGAGGAGACAGCCAGGUGAGAGUCGGGCUGGGAAGCUGGGUGGAGCCUGGAAAGCUGAGUGGGCUGCAGUAG